Messenger RNA from Parathielavia appendiculata, 390 nucleotides. RefSeq lists its product as uncharacterized. The record is from RefSeq and is a predicted model, not a curated record. Lineage: Eukaryota; Fungi; Ascomycota; Sordariomycetes; Sordariales; Chaetomiaceae. The coding region runs from base 1 to 390 and encodes 129 amino acids. Gene Ontology annotation, molecular function: zinc ion binding; nucleic acid binding. Gene Ontology annotation, biological process: termination of RNA polymerase I transcription; DNA-templated transcription. Gene Ontology annotation, cellular component: RNA polymerase I complex. The transcript has 2 exons.
AUGGCCGCAAUCGGUUCCUUGAUCUUUUGCACAGACUGUGGCAACCUCCUGCCUGCGUCCAAAGGCAGCGAGAAGAACAUUCUUCAUUGCGACUGCUGUGGCGCAGAAAAUAGAGAUCAACCGUGGAAAGCUGUGACAACAAGAACGAAGCCAUCCGAUUUCCCAUCUGCCCUGCGGCAGAAGUUAUCGAUUGUCCAAACAGUUGCGAGGCAUCAGGUACAAACGGAGCGCAUCGAUGCGAAUACCGAGUGCCCGAAGUGUAAAAAGAUGGGCGUGCGGUACUCGGAGGUGCAGCAGAGGAGUGCUGACGAAGGCUCAACCAUUAUUUACAACUGCGAUUGCGGUGAAAGGUACGCAGCGCCACGAUCGCUCGUCCAGACCAUCUGCUAA